Cynocephalus volans (Philippine flying lemur) is the source of this 1128-nucleotide messenger RNA. It is a transcript of the gene MSTN, whose product is annotated as myostatin. Gene Ontology annotation, cellular component: extracellular region. The coding region runs from base 1 to 1128 and encodes 375 amino acids. NCBI's taxonomy places the organism in Eukaryota, Metazoa, Chordata, Mammalia, Dermoptera, Cynocephalidae. The record is from RefSeq and is a predicted model, not a curated record. Gene Ontology annotation, molecular function: cytokine activity; growth factor activity. The transcript is spliced from 3 exons.
AUGCAAAAACUGCAAAUCUGUGUUUAUAUUUACCUGUUUAUGCUGAUUGUUGCUGGUCCAGUGGAUCUAAAUGAGAACAGUGAGCAAAAAGAAAAUGUGGAAAAAGAGGGGCUGUGCAAUGCAUGUACUUGGAGACAAAAUACGAAAUCUUCAAGAAUAGAAGCCAUAAAAAUUCAAAUCCUCAGUAAACUUCGCCUGGAAACAGCUCCUAACAUCAGCAAAGAUGCUAUAAGACAACUUUUACCCAAAGCUCCUCCACUACGGGAACUGAUUGAUCAGUAUGAUGUCCAGAGGGAUGACAGCAGUGAUGGUUCUUUGGAAGAUGAUGAUUAUCACGCUACGACGGAAACAAUCAUUACUAUGCCUACAGAGUCUGAUUUUCUAAUGCAAGUGGAAGGAAAACCCAAAUGUUGCUUCUUUAAAUUUAGCUCUAAAAUACAAUACAAUAAAGUAGUAAAGGCCCAACUGUGGAUAUAUCUGAGACCUGUCAAGACUCCUACAACAGUGUUUGUGCAAAUCCUGAGACUCAUCAAACCCAUGAAAGACGGUACAAGGUAUACUGGAAUCCGAUCUCUGAAACUUGACAUGAACCCAGGCACUGGUAUUUGGCAGAGCAUUGAUGUGAAGACAGUGUUGCAAAAUUGGCUCAAACAACCUGAAUCCAACUUAGGCAUUGAAAUCAAAGCUUUAGAUGAGAAUGGUCAUGAUCUUGCUGUAACCUUCCCAGGACCAGGAGAAGAUGGGCUGAAUCCCUUUUUAGAGGUCAAGGUAACAGAUACGCCAAAAAGAUCCAGAAGAGAUUUUGGUCUUGACUGUGAUGAGCACUCAACAGAAUCACGAUGCUGUCGUUAUCCUCUAACUGUGGAUUUUGAAGCUUUUGGAUGGGAUUGGAUUAUUGCGCCUAAAAGAUAUAAGGCCAAUUACUGCUCUGGAGAGUGUGAAUUUGUAUUUUUACAAAAAUAUCCUCAUACUCAUCUAGUACACCAAGCAAAUCCCAGAGGUUCAGCAGGUCCUUGCUGUACCCCCACAAAGAUGUCUCCAAUUAAUAUGCUAUAUUUUAAUGGCAAAGAACAAAUAAUAUAUGGAAAAAUUCCAGCGAUGGUAGUAGACCGUUGUGGGUGCUCAUGA